CCAAAAACCUCCAAAAUCACCCCAAAAUAAAAACCUCGUAACACCCCCGACGGACCCCAAUGCUUACUUAAAAAGCGAGCAAGAAAGGUUAGCCACUAAAAAGGCUCUCGAAAGAACCGAAGAGGAUAAAGACGACUUAAAACGGCAACUAGUCGCCCAACGGAAGAUUGAAAUAGAGAAAAAGCAUAAUAAAGAAUCUAACGACUUCAAAAGCGAAUUUAUUAAACUCCAAGAGCAAAAAGGCUGA
Messenger RNA from Funneliformis geosporum, 247 nucleotides. The record is from the annotation of a GenBank genome assembly. NCBI's taxonomy places the organism in Eukaryota, Fungi, Glomeromycota, Glomeromycetes, Glomerales, Glomeraceae.